Molecule: messenger RNA, 3298 nt
Organism: Spodoptera exigua (beet armyworm)
Lineage: Eukaryota; Metazoa; Arthropoda; Insecta; Lepidoptera; Noctuidae
Source: the annotation of a GenBank genome assembly
GUUGUAACUGCGUAAUUUAAAAUUGAAAUAGGUUGAAAGCAAAAUAAAGAUGAAGCUGAAGUAUUCUAAAACACUAUUGGAAGCACAGGACAUUGAGAGCCCGAUAGCAGAUAUCUGCUGGUCACCUAACAACGUAAAGCUGGCAGUAGCUACAUGUGACCGAUUGGUGUUAUUAUUUGACCGUGAGGGAACGCGUAGGGAUAAGUUUGCAACGAAACCUGCUGAUCCUGCUGCAGGGAAAAAGUCAUAUGUUAUAACAAAUUUGUCAUUCAGUGAGAACUCAGAUUUGUUAGGCGUGGCUCAGAGUGACAACAUGGUGUUCGUGUAUCGCGUAGGAGCUGAUUGGAGCGGAAAGAAAGUGAUCUGUAAUAAGUUUCCAUUGACUGGCGCUCCUAUGUCACUGCUACCAGCAGACAACGGGUUUUAUACUGGCACAACUGAUGGGAAGAUAAGAUCUCUGGAUUGCAAGAGUAACAAAAGCAGUAGUAUGUGGACCGGGGGUGCUUGCUGCGUGUCGUUGGCUCGUGGCGGCGAGGGUACUCUCGCAUCAGGCCAUAUCGACGGCACUCUCUACCUUAACGGACGACUUUUAUUGCGAUAUGCAUUACCUCCAACUGCUCUUGUUCUACUGCCCCCUUAUCUCAUUGUGGGAUCUUGCGACGGUCGCGUGUCUGUAUAUGAAGCGCAGCGUGGUGCUCUUCUGCGCAGUUUGGAACCUCAGUUACCACCUGAUCGACGCGAUCUCAUAUCUGCAGCCCCCAGUCCAUCAGGGCAGACGCUGGCGUUUGGCGUGUUCGAUGGUUGCUUAGUAGGCGAGCUGAAGGAAUCUGGCGGCGUAGAGUUGUCCAUGUUGAAUAUACCAAACUUGUAUGCGUCGCGAGCGCUGGCGUGGAGCGGGGACGGCACUAAACUGGCACUCGCUUCACAAACGGGAGCUGUUAUACAACUUGAGGCUGUGUUGAGACGCUGGGUUUGGCGCGACUCAGUGGAGGUACAGCACGUGAGUGGUCGCCAGUUGGUGCUGUCACGACUGGCUAACGACGCGCCCCCCCUCACUGUCACCACUAAACAGGCACCCGAUAUAUUCAACGUGCGGUUUAUUGGUAACGAUUGGUACGCUGUAUGCCGUACUAGCUCAACAUUGAUAUUAUGUGACAUCGCGCGAGGUUUGACGAGUGAGAUUCCAUGGUCUGGUAGUGGUGAGAGGGUCUAUGCAGCUGUUGGCGGCGCUUGUCUAUUGCAUCGAGCGGGUGAACUAAGCGUAGUAGAAUAUGGACUUGAUAAAGUGCUACAUACGGUUCGGACGGAGCGCGUUAACCCCCACGUGCUGAGCGUCCGUAUAAACGAAGGCGCUACAGGUGGAACGGAGAUGGGCGAUCGCAAGCAUCUCGCCUACUUACUUGAUAGGCAGACCAUUGCUGUAGUCGAUCUUACUACUGGAAUUCAAUUGGGGCAAUGGUGGCACGAAGCUAGAGUCGACUGGCUCGAGUUGAACGAGAGUGGACAACUUCUGUUGCUGAGAGACACGAGGCGAAGACUGGCUUUAUUGCGUCUCGACAGUGGAGAGAAGGAAAUCAUAGCCAGUGGAGUUUCUUUCGUGCAGUGGAUUGAAAAUAGUGAUGCAGUUGUAGCUCAAACACCGACUCAUUUGCUUGUAUGGUAUAGUGCCUGGGACCCCAGCAGUGUUGAAAUGGCGGAGUGCGGCGGCGCUGUCGCCGUCGAAGUUAUCUCAAGACGCGUUGUACUAGAAGGAGGACUACUGCCUUAUUUGCAGCUAGAUGAACAUCGACUCGCCUUUAACAAUGCUCUUCGUAACGGUGAUCUCGCCGGGUGUGCCCGAUACUUGGACGGUGUCGGCAACAACGCGGACGUGGCUCCGUUGUGGAGACAGCUAGCUGAACGUGCACUCGCCAAUGACGAUGUCCAAUUGGCUGCCAAAUGUUACCGAGAAGUGGAUGAUGUAGCUCGCACGUUCUACUUGGAGAAAACCGUCGAAUUGGCUGCGGAUGAAGGCGAUGGUGACGUUACAGUUGGAUUAAAUAACGCUCUAGUGAGAGCUCGCUUAGCGAUAUUCGAAGGAGAUUUAUCAGCGGCAGAGGAAUGUUACGUACGUCGAGCAAGUCGGCCCGAUCUGGCCGUGAACAUGUAUAAGAUGUUUAAUAAGUGGACGGAGGCCAUCGCACUCGCUGAGAGGACCGACCGAGCCUCCGUGGCUACGCUCAAACAACAACACAUGGAUUAUUUGACAUCUACUGGUCGGCUGGGGGAAGCAGGAGCAGUAUUGGCGUCGUCGGGCGACGUGCAGGGCGCGGUACGCCUCUGGUUGCGCGGCGGACGGUCGCGGCGCGCGGCCGCCCUGCUGUUGCUACAUCCACAGCUACUGCGCGACACCGACCUACUCGACGCUGUACACACGCAACUUAUACAGGAAGAAUGGUGGGAGACGGCGGGCGAAAUAUCCGAGCGUAAAGGUGACACUCGUGCCGCAGUCGAGUACUACGCCAAGGGAAAUAAUUAUGCACGAGCUGUUCAACUGGCUAGAGAGACGGAUUAUGAUGGUAAGCAAUCAGCGCCGCCCAUGGACAGCUGCAAACAACAGAGGAGUUACGAGUGCGUUGCCGACCUUUUGCGGAUUUUGAUUUUGGAGGUCAGGGGAAGGCCUCCGGCAUGCCCAGGUGAGGUGACGCGGUUGGAAGGUGAGUGGGGAGCGUGGCUGGUGUCGGGGCGGCAGGCGGGGGCCGCCGUGCCGCACCUCAUCGAGGCCGGACAGCCGCGCGCCGCGCUCGACGCCGCGCUCGCCGCGCAUCACCAUAGGAAGGCUCUCCAGAUAUUACAGGCUAUAGACGAUAAAGAGUCCAUCAGGGAGCAGUGUGAGAAACUUGGUGAUCAUUUCAUAUCUACCCGGGAAUGGGAGACAGCGGAACGUGUGCUAGUAUCGUGUGGUAUGUCGGAGCGCUGCGUUCGAGCAUACAACAGCGCGGGCCGCGUCGCUGACGGCCUGCGACUGGCCGCCGCUCAGCUGUCCGAGGAACAAACCCGGGACAUUUACAUGCCACUCGCACAACAACUGCGACAGGACGGACAAUUACGGAAGGCAGAACAAAUAUACAUCGGUCUCGGGGAACCAGAUGAAGCUAUUUCUAUGUACAAGGAGGCGUCUCAAUACGAAGCGAUGCUACGUCUCGUAGCAGUGCACCGUAGCUCCCUGCUGGAGGCUACGCGGCGUCACGUAGCACAGGCUUUACACGCUUCGGGAGAUCUGCGCGCCGCCGAGAAUUAUUAUAUUCAGGCUGGUUAG